Messenger RNA from Paramecium pentaurelia, 1560 nucleotides. The record is from the annotation of a GenBank genome assembly. Lineage: Eukaryota; Ciliophora; Oligohymenophorea; Peniculida; Parameciidae.
AUGAUUCUUUUAUUAUUAGUAAUACAUUGUGUUACAGGAACAUCUUUAUUAAAGGAAACCAAUACUUUAUAUGAGGACUGGAGACAUAAAGCAUAAAUGUUGGUUACAAGAACACCUUUGGAAAUGAUUAGAUCAACAUUAGGACUAAGAAGUCUAGAUUAGGAUUAGGAUGAAUAGUUCAAUAUGCCAGAGAUUAAUUAGAAUUUAAAAUAUUCUAGAAUAAAUAGAGUUAUGUAAGAAAAUGAAACAUAAAAACCACCAGUUCCCAUAGUUCUUAAUACUACAAUUAAUGAAUAUUUAAGAUAAGGGCCAUUAAUUCCACUUAAAUGUUAUGUUGCCUAACCAAUUCUAAUCAAUGUUACUUAACAUUAUUGUUUCAAAUAAAGAGUCACUUAUCAAUAAUAUUAAGAUAUUUCAGCUAAUAAUUCAGCAAAUUGUGCAAUAAGAUAUCGAUUACAUUAUGGAUGCUUAUGUCCUCCUGAUUUUUAUGGAGAAUAUUGCAAAUUUUGGAAUCCUAUAGUCUGUGAAAUAGAAUAACCAUCUAAGGAUUGUAAAUUAAUAGUAGAAGAAGAUUAUUAUAACAAAAAGAUAGAUGGUAAUCCUCCAUGCAAUUAAUUUAAGAGUAGUUCAUUUAUUGAUGUAUAAUUAUUUAAAUCAUUUAGAAUGUCAGAACUGUGUGUUAUAAUUAAUUUUAAAGUUAAUUAAAUAGUAGUGUAUUUCAUCCAGAAGAAAACUAUACUGUAAUUUGGAGUAAUUAUACAAAAGGAAUUAGUGCAUUAUUACCUCAAUAAUAUAAAUAUUCAGCUCCUAUUCCUGAGAAUCCUAAUGAUCCAUAAUAAUAUAUUUAAUAUGCUACUGCAACAGAAGAAGCAGAAAAGGAAUAUUUCAAAUAUUAAUAAAAUUCAUGUGUUGGAGCAGAAUCAAAUACAUUAUGUAGUUCAUUAUUAUUCGAUAUUACACCUUAUGUAAGAUUUAUAAAUUGGACAUUUUUAUCAUAAUCUGAGACCACUUAAAUUGACUAUAAUUUGACAUUAGAAGAAAUGUUAGGAUAAAAAUAUAUCGAAGUUCCUAUUAAAAUUACUAAUGCUGAACCUUUAUUUGGAAGAUAUUCAUUAGAAAUAGGAUUUAUACUAUAUUUAUAUGGAUAUAAGGAAUUAUAUGCAACAAAUGGAUCUAAUGAAACUGUAGAUGAUGGUCCAUUAAAAUAUUAACCACAAUUACAACCCAAAAUCUUAUUUUAUGAAGACUCCUUAUAUGAUGGUAUUAAUAUGAUAUAUUUAUUAAGAACCUACAAAUUCAAAUAGAGCAUUAGGUAGAAAUGCAAGAGUUGGAUUAGUCAUUGCAAUAAUUGCAUUAAUUAUUGCAAUCAUUUUAAUUUACAAAUAUAGAGGUACAAUUACUGAAUGCUGUUUCCCUCGUAUAGAUAAAGUAGUACCAGAAUAAUACAAUAUUUAAAGAAGUUGUUUGGAAAAGUUUUUUGAUUGUUUCAAAAUAAAUUAAGCUCGUGAUCGUGUAUCUGAAUCUACUCCCUAAAAUCAAAACUAGAGCUUAGAAUAAUGA